Molecule: messenger RNA, 2364 nt
Organism: Bufo gargarizans (Asiatic toad)
Lineage: Eukaryota; Metazoa; Chordata; Amphibia; Anura; Bufonidae
Gene: REEP2
Product: receptor accessory protein 2
Exons: 8
Coding region: 161-958 (265 amino acids)
Biological process (GO): endoplasmic reticulum tubular network organization
Cellular component (GO): endoplasmic reticulum tubular network; endoplasmic reticulum membrane; cytoplasmic microtubule
Molecular function (GO): taste receptor binding; microtubule binding
Source: RefSeq, a predicted model, not a curated record
UAAGUGCCUCAUCACACCGCGGCCUUUAAGACACGGCCACUCCUCCUCCCGGAUUGCUGCAGAGACUUUGCCUUUACGGAUUUAACCGGCUCCGGGACUGUGAUCCCAACAUCCCCGACAGGGAGAGCGGGCGUCCUGUGCUGCGGCCGGGACAGGCAGGAUGGUGUCCUGGAUCAUCUCCAGACUGGUGGUGCUGCUGUUUGGCACUUUAUAUCCGGCAUACUCGUCAUAUAAGGCUGUCAAGACAAAAAAUGUUAAAGAAUAUGUAAAAUGGAUGAUGUACUGGAUCGUGUUUGCCUUUUUCUCCACUGCGGAAACUUUAACUGACAUUAUCCUCUCCUGGUUUCCUUUCUAUUUUGAGCUGAAAAUUGCAUUUGUGAUUUGGCUCCUUUCACCCUAUACUAAAGGCUCAAGUGUGUUGUAUAGGAAAUUUGUGCACCCAACUCUGUCUAGUAAAGAAAAGGAGAUUGAUGAGUACAUUGCCCAGGCGAGAGACAAGAGCUAUGAAACUAUGAUGCGUGUGGGCAAAAGAGGCUUAAAUCUUGCUGCGAAUGCAGCAGUAACUGCAGCUUCAAAGGGUCAAGGGGUAUUGUCAGAGAAGUUGCGGAGUUUCAGCAUGCAGGAUUUAACUUUGAUACAAGAGGAUGAUGCUGUGCACUUGCAGAGUUCAGAGCCUCGGCUACGCAGUGCUUCCAACGGACUAGUGGAGACCAUUGUGGAUCAAGCCUCAUCCAACUGUUUAGCUGCUGAGGAACAACGACCCAUGAAGUCAGAUGGAGACCAGACAGAUGUAAAAUCGGAACCCUCAGAUGACGAUGCUGUGGAAAAAGCACCAAAACGUACAGCAAGUGUCAAAAUUGUGAAGAAAGUUACAAAAGUUGAGCCACAAACCAAGAAUUUAAAGGCGCGCCCCAAGAAGAAACCUACAGGAACCACUGUGCCUGGAGAGACAGCAUGAAAACAUGUCUUUUCUGUCCAGAUUUUACCUUAUACGCUGCUGAUUUAAAACUCUUUGGAGGACCAUGUGCUUCAAUAGCAACAACUACUACUUUUAGGAUCACUCCACAUCUGGUGGUCAGUAUUUGAGAGAAAACACGUCUAUUAAAUUGUAUACAGUAAUUAGGUAUUUGACCGACACACUACAAUGUGUGAUAUAUGUGAUAUUUAGAUGGUGCUGAGAUCCACAUCCAGUACUGUUCUCAGUGAUAACAAUUGUAGUAAUGAAUCCUAUAAAGACAGACAUGCAAGACAUGUCCCCCACGCUGCUGCAGAUCUUUUGUCAACCAGACUACUACAAUAGGUGCUCCGUAUUCUGCUAACACUUAUAGUUUUCAGUGGCCUCUAUAGUGCAAAUAAUAAGAAUUUAUAUAUAUUUUUGUUGUUUUAAUCUAGAAAUGGCAGCCAAUAUUGUCUGUAUACCUUACCUAUCCUAAAAGCUUUUAGUGUGCUCAUACACAGGAUAUAGUAUAGAUGAGGCUGAAUUACGCUGGCGGUCAUUUAUACAGUAUAUCAAUGCACAGAAAUACUUACUAGUUUUCGAAGAACUGGAAUGCUUUUAUGCUGAAUUUUAGCCAAUGACAGAAAUGGAUUUUCUUGCGUAAAUGGCAGGCACUACAGAAUGUGAUAUUAUGGAACAGACUUGAUAUUGAGAUCAGAAAAUGAAAUGGUUAAAAUUGCCAGCAGUGAUGACCACAGGCCUUUAGCUGGUUAGAUUGUAAGUUUACAGGGAGGGCUGUGUUACCAUGCAAGGUUAACCAAACCACAGAUUAUGAACUAUGAGAACAUAAAAGAAUGUAGCUUAAAAGCCCUCGGCCAUGUUUGGUGGAAGAUUUACGAGAUGCCUUGGUUUCAGAUUAAUGGAUACCUAUGAAUGUUGACAGAACUUAAUAUGGAAGUAUACAUGUAAAUAUUUGUACUAUUUGUAGAUUAGACAUAUUAAGGUAAGAUGAUUUUCAGGUUGGGAACAGGCAGCAGUACUGUUCAUAGGUUGCAGAUGUUCAUUCUUCAGAGACAAGGUUUUUCUAGAAUUCAUGGAGAACCACACUGAUCCUUGACAAUGUGCUUUAGGUCAAAUCAUGAAGAUGAGUUUGUGUUUACAGUCACUUUACACUGUCUAUAAGAUGUCCAGCUCCUCUCCAUUUUACACAUUUCUUAGCAUAAUGCUGCCACCAACAGCAAGAUUGCCUUUGUGAAGCAUAAUCAACACUGCUGUUCUCAAAAUAGCUGGUAGUUAAUAGGUAGUGUGGUUAGAAAUUACAGAUUGCCACUGCUUCCAUAGCCUUUCUGUUCAGCCUAUUUGCAAGUAAGCUCUGUAAUUAUAUCUAAAAGCAAAAAUAAACCUUAAUAUGGAGUGCGGAUAUAGAA